AUGGGGUCUUGUAUUAGCAAAUGCCGACCCAGAUCAGCUGCCUACAAGGAAUUUGAUCUUCCCCAAGACAAGCUUGAAAUCCCACAAGCUUCAGCUUCUGCAUCUCCUCAAGUUCUUCUCCCCAACAAACCAUCAUCACAUUCUCCUUUUGAUUCCCCUUCAUCUUCUUCUUUCUCCUAUACCACUAGCUUCACUAAUAGCUCUUCUUCUUUGUCAACCUUCAACUCAUCGCCCUGUUCAACUUCACUGAUUUCAUCAAAAGAUAGAGCAUUUUCAAAUGAAUUCUUGUGGGCUUGUAUCAAGGAGAACCCACAAAUAGUUCAAACCAAGCCAACUCCCAUUAAGGCCUUGACUGUUAAGCCUCCUUUGCGAAGGUUUGAGGCACCAUCCAGAUUAACAGCAAUGCCACUGAAGCAGUCAAUUCCGCCUAGGCGCAUUGCACCGCAGCCGCAGAAGAGAGGGCGUGAUAGCUCACCGACUCUUGUUCGACAGAAGAGUCUCAGAAGGGAACUUGCUGAGAAACCAAACUCCCCAAUAAGCUCCCUUCCGAGCCGGACUUUCAGUUCUCCAUCUCCGAGUAGGAGAUUUAAUGGCGAUGAAUAUAGGGCAAUUACAAGGAAAUCUCCCCAAGAGAGCUGCAGACGCAAUGGUGGUUUUAAGACAAACGUAGCCAAGCCCACCUCAUUAUCAGGGAGGAAGGAAAACCUACGGCCCAGAAGUCCGUCCAACAAUGUAUGUCCUGAAGGAACUCAGUCGAGGAAGAGAGAGACUUCCACUCACCAUAUCCGGCCUGGCAUUGAUCAAAAUGCAGUUGGAGAAUUGCUAUCUCAGCAGGAGCUCAACUCUCUUAUCACAGGCAUUGAUAAUCCUUUUAUCUCCCUGGAUUGCUUCAUCUUUCUCUAG
This is a messenger RNA of Nelumbo nucifera (sacred lotus), 903 nucleotides long. RefSeq lists its product as uncharacterized. The record is from RefSeq and is a predicted model, not a curated record. Lineage: Eukaryota; Viridiplantae; Streptophyta; Magnoliopsida; Proteales; Nelumbonaceae.